GCACUAAGAUACUCAGUUCCAAGUUUGGAGCUUUUAGCUGCCAGCCCUGGCCCAUCAUGUAGCUGCAGCACAGCCUUCCCUAACGUUGCAACUGGGGGAAAUAUCACUUUCCAGUCUGUUUUGCAAGGUGUGCAUUUCCAUCUUGAUUCCCUGAAAGUCCAUCUGCUGCAUCGGUCAAGAGAAACUCCACUUGCAUGAAGAUUGCACGCCUGCAGCUUGCAUCUUUGUUGCAAAACUAGCUACAGAAGAGAAGCAAGGCAAAGUCUUUUGUGCUCCCCUCCCCCAUCAAAGGAAAGGGGAAAAUGUCUCAGUCGAAAGGCAAGAAGCGAAACCCUGGCCUUAAAAUUCCAAAAGAAGCAUUUGAACAACCUCAGACCAGUUCCACACCACCUCGAGAUUUAGACUCCAAGGCUUGCAUUUCUAUUGGAAAUCAGAACUUUGAGGUGAAGGCAGAUGACCUGGAGCCUAUAAUGGAACUGGGACGAGGUGCGUACGGGGUGGUGGAGAAGAUGCGGCACGUGCCCAGCGGGCAGAUCAUGGCGGUGAAGCGGAUCCGAGCCACAGUAAAUAGCCAGGAACAGAAAAGGCUACUGAUGGAUUUGGAUAUUUCCAUGAGGACGGUGGACUGUCCAUUCACCGUCACCUUUUAUGGCGCACUGUUUCGGGAGGGUGAUGUGUGGAUCUGCAUGGAGCUCAUGGAUACAUCACUAGAUAAAUUCUACAAACAAGUUAUUGAUAAAGGCCAGACAAUUCCAGAGGACAUCUUAGGGAAAAUAGCAGUUUCUAUUGUAAAAGCAUUAGAACAUUUACACAGUAAGCUGUCUGUCAUUCACAGAGAUGUCAAGCCUUCUAAUGUACUCAUUAAUGCUCUCGGUCAAGUGAAGAUGUGCGAUUUUGGAAUCAGUGGCUACUUGGUGGACUCUGUUGCUAAAACAAUUGAUGCGGGUUGCAAACCAUACAUGGCCCCUGAAAGAAUAAACCCAGAGCUCAACCAGAAGGGAUACAGUGUGAAGUCUGACAUUUGGAGUCUGGGCAUCACGAUGAUUGAGUUGGCCAUCCUUCGAUUUCCCUAUGAUUCAUGGGGAACUCCAUUUCAGCAGCUCAAACAGGUGGUAGAGGAGCCAUCGCCACAACUCCCAGCAGACAAGUUCUCUGCAGAGUUCGUUGACUUUACCUCACAGUGCUUAAAGAAGAAUUCCAAAGAACGGCCUACAUACCCAGAGCUAAUGCAACAUCCAUUUUUCACUCUACAUGAAUCCAAAGGAACAGAUGUGGCAUCUUUUGUAAAACUGAUUCUUGGAGACUAAAAAGCAAUGGACUUAAUCGGUUGACCCUACUGUGGAUUGGUGGGUUUUGGGGUGAAGCAAGUUCACUACAGCGUCAAUAGAAAGUCAUCUUUGAGAUAAUUGAACCCUGCCUUUCAGAGGGUUUUCUCUCCCAAUUUUCUUUUUAUUCCCCCUCUUGAGGGGGCCUUGGGAUCUAUAGUAUAGAAUGAACUGUCUAGAUGGAUGAAUUAUGAUAAAGGCUUAGGACUUAAAAAGGUGAUUAAAUAUUUAAUGAUGUGUCAUAUGAGUCCUCAAGCUUCUCAGACUUCUCUUAUUCUUUACAAAAUGAAUGCAUUAGCCCUGACAAAAAGGUGCUACAGUAGUGAUGAAAUUAUAAGUAGAUUUGUAGUUCGUCCCAUUUAUUAUUUUAAUAUUUAUGUUUAAGUGCUUGCUUGAAAAGAUUCCAUUUUAUACAAGAAGGGAGAUUCAAAAAAAAAAAAAAAGACAAGGUUGGGUUGGCAAUAUUUAUAGGGCUUUUAUUUUUUAAGUUCAAUUGUGUCUGUGAUCCAGAAGAAAUUAUUUAAUAUGCAUCUUUGAGAAAUUAUAAAAAUAUCAAAAAGGAGCUCUUCUUGUGAAAUGUCUGUUCCAGCUGUUGUGACUGCUGCCAUUUUUGCAAACAUCCGCCCAAUCCUGGGUGAUCACCACAUCUUUUAGGGGAAGUGGCAAGAUGCUGUGGUCAUACUCUUUUCCCCAACUUUGGAAAACGUAAAAAUCACUCGUAUCACAGCUCAAAGAGUAAAACAUUUGGUUCUCCUGACACUUGGGGUAUAGUAUUAGUGGAAAGUGAUUCGUAAUAUGAUUUUAUAUCCACCUACCUAUUCAUCUACCUGUGUGUGUGUUUCUCUGUAUAUUUGGCAAUUCGCAAGUCCUGCCAAAUGGUUUCCAUGAGCAUCUCUGUCUGGUAAGGAGGACAUUUGUCAGUUUUGAGGGGGAGAUGUGUUAAACUACA
Molecule: messenger RNA, 2274 nt
Organism: Piliocolobus tephrosceles (Ugandan red Colobus)
Lineage: Eukaryota; Metazoa; Chordata; Mammalia; Primates; Cercopithecidae
Gene: MAP2K6
Product: mitogen-activated protein kinase kinase 6
Exons: 12
Coding region: 303-1307 (334 amino acids)
Biological process (GO): protein phosphorylation; MAPK cascade
Molecular function (GO): MAP kinase kinase activity; ATP binding
Source: RefSeq, a predicted model, not a curated record